AUGUCCCCCGCGCUCUCCACCUCCCCCGCCUCGCGCAUCUGUCACCUAACCCCCAACCCACGUCUCCAUCUCCAAUUCUUCCGACACAGCCCCAGCAAAUCCCGCAACCAAGGCUCCUCCGCCCAACAAACCAAUCCUGCUCUCUCCCGCCGCCGUUCCUACUCCACCAGUACCGCCUAUCGCACUCCCUGGGCCGGUCGUCCCGCCUCUGAAAACGCAGGUACGGAUGGACAGACCGAGAAACACAAUGUGCAACAUGAUCAGUCGCAGAAGAGCAAGGAGGAGAGAGUAAAGGGGGAGAGUGGCAGUGUGGGAUUGGAUGAAAAGCCCAGUGGACAGAGUAAAGAUGCGAAGAAGAAGGUGCAGGUGGAGUUUCCGGAGGGGGCGAAGAGAGGCCCGGUUAUUGGAAUGGAGGAUGAGAGGGGUGGAAAAGGUUCUUAA
Botrytis porri is the source of this 441-nucleotide messenger RNA. RefSeq lists its product as uncharacterized. The transcript is spliced from 2 exons. The record is from RefSeq and is a predicted model, not a curated record. The coding region runs from base 1 to 441 and encodes 146 amino acids. NCBI's taxonomy places the organism in Eukaryota, Fungi, Ascomycota, Leotiomycetes, Helotiales, Sclerotiniaceae.